AAUGAGAAAAUUCUUUGCUUUCAUAUCUCGUUUCGUUGAAGAGUGGGGAGAUCAAAGAGGAACUGGAACGACGCCGUUUUGAAUCAGGAACGCCCUGAUUCCAAAUUCAGACGUCGCCCGAAGGCCCCGGACCCAUCGUCAAUCAGCGCAGAAAUGGAGGAAGAGAAGGAGACGACGACGACGACGACGAAGAAGAAACAAUGCUUUUGGACUUGGGCUUUGGCAUCAGUGAUCUUCAGACUGGUUCUCAUUCACUUCUCCAGAAAUCUCAACUUGGCUUCUCGUCCCGAAGUCUCCACUCCUCUCACCAGCCUCCGCCGCUUGGCCGAGGGUUACUGGCUGAAGCAAUCCUCAAUUUCUCCCUAUGCAGGAUCCAUGUACCACGGUUCCCCUUUGUUGCUCUCAAUUCUUGGGCCAUUGACAGUUCAAAGAGGGGAAGGACAGUACAAUCAUCUUAUAUGCAGUUUGCUUUUUGUGAUUGCAGAUUUUAUGACUGCAUUGCUGAUUCGUGCAACUGGUCAAAAUCUUCAGCUGGCAUAUAAUCAGAGUUUGAAAUCUCUAGGCAUUGUUAGACUGUUAGAAAGAUCAGAGAUGCUCUCCUCUGGAGAUAUUGCUGCUCUCGUAUACUUAUGGAAUCCUCUGACAAUAGUCACAUGUGUGGGUUCAUCAACAUCCCCAAUUGAAAAUUUGUUCGUUGUUUUGUCCCUCUAUGGAGCAUGUAGACGACUAGUUCCCCUAGCAGCUUUUGGAUGGGUCAUUGCCACGCAUUUGUCUCUUUAUCCUGCAAUCCUAAUUGUACCGCUGAUUCUUAUAUUAGGAUAUGGUCCAGAUUCUCCUCGAAGGAAAUUGUUCCAGCAAAGGGCAUCCAGUAAAGUUGGAGAGAACCCCUCAACUGACAUCCGUUAUCAACAAAAAGAAUUGGCCAGCCAACCAAUGCUACCAUUUUGUUUCUCAUGGCGGCUAGUUGUGCACUUCAUAUUGUGGGCUUCUCUUUGGUCAUGCUAUGUGUUGCUAUUGUGUGGCAUUUCUGUUAGACGGUAUGGUGGCCUUGGGGAGAUGUUUAAAAGCACCUAUGGAUUUAUUCUUACUGUACCAGAUCUGUCACCAAAUAUAGGUGUUCUAUGGUACUUCUUUGCAGAAGUGUUUGACUAUUUCAGAAAUUUCUUUCUGAUAGUUUUCCAUGUGAAUAUUCUUUUCAUGAUAUUGCCAUUAGCCAUACGUCUAAACCACCGGCCCUGCUUUUUGGCUUUUGUCUACAUUGCCAUCUCUUCGCUGCUUAAAUCUUAUCCAUCAGUUGGAGAUUCAGCUCUGUAUUUGGGCCUGCUGGGCUUGUUUGUUAAGGAAUUAGCAGAUAUGCAAUUCUCCUUUUUCCUCUUCUGUGGAUAUGUUGGAAUAUCUUUUCUUAGCCCUGUGAUGCACAAUCUCUGGAUAUGGAGGGGAACUGGCAAUGCAAAUUUCUACUUUGCAACUGCUAUGGCUUAUGCUUGCUUUCAGAUAAUUUUGGUGGUGGAGAGUGUGAGUGCAAUGCUUAAUCAUGACCGGAUGCUAAGGAAGCUAUCCAUCAUGAAGCCUUGAGGUGGCGGAUCACCAUCUUUUGCAACUAUCCUUACAGCACAUUCUCCAUCUCUCCGCAUCUUCUGGUAAUUUAUGUGAAGCACGAGAAACCUUAGUGAUUGUAGGUCUGAGAUACCUCAUAUAUAGGCCACAUCUUAUUUAAGGCUAUGAAAUAUCUGGGAUUAUGGGUAUUCACUUUGCAAAGGAUUUUGUUAUCAUUUGUUUUUGUUAUCUUAACCAAAUGAUUCCUGUCUAUAAUGAGUGUAGGCAGAUGAACAUAAUCAAAAGGAAUAUCAUUUCUCGGUUGAUUAGAUUUU
This is a messenger RNA of Vitis riparia (riverbank grape), 1871 nucleotides long. RefSeq names its product phosphatidylinositol glycan anchor biosynthesis class U protein-like. Bases 154 to 1575 code for a protein of 473 amino acids. The transcript has 14 exons. Gene Ontology annotation, biological process: attachment of GPI anchor to protein; protein localization to cell surface. The record is from RefSeq and is a predicted model, not a curated record. Gene Ontology annotation, cellular component: GPI-anchor transamidase complex; membrane. NCBI's taxonomy places the organism in Eukaryota, Viridiplantae, Streptophyta, Magnoliopsida, Vitales, Vitaceae.